Molecule: messenger RNA, 542 nt
Organism: Suillus bovinus
Lineage: Eukaryota; Fungi; Basidiomycota; Agaricomycetes; Boletales; Suillaceae
Exons: 1
Coding region: 115-417 (100 amino acids)
Source: RefSeq, a predicted model, not a curated record
GGCAUCUGCGUCAUGAGGAUCAUUGUCCUGGGGGUGGAUAUGGAUCCUGGCCGGCAUGGCCCCAAGAUGACAUCUUUGCAUUUCUACUGACUGACCGGUCCCAUCUUCAAGGAAAUGUGUCUAUCACUCAUGUCUCCAACACUUGUGCAGCCGUGGUGCAUCUUCUGUAUGAGUCAUUCAUCCAUGUGUUACAGCGCAACGGUUACGUACAUCUGCGCGACCCCUCGGCGUCUGGCUCAAAACGCUAGCAUUCUUAUUUGUGUUGUGUUCUCAUACACAUCUUCGUACCACCCUCAGGCAACUGCAUUAGCACGAGAUGUCUUUAUAAUACUUAUUGACGCACUGACGGCUCUAUCUAUCACGGAUAUUACAGCAACAUCGGAACCCUUUCAUGGCAAUGUCAGGUUACUUCCCUGACAUGAACAACAAGUAUCCGCUGAGAGUUUGCUUGUUUCGGCGGUCAUGUCACAAUGCCUACUUUACCGAUGAAAUAUCCAACAAGGACGGUUAGUUCAUAAUCGACAUACUCAGGCUGACAAAUU